AUGGCUUCAACAAUCGAUUCCAGCGUCUCUGAUCUCUUCUCAUCCGCUCCAGCUCUCCAGAGUAACCUCGGAAUCUUAUCUCCAGAUAAGAUCGAAUUGGCCAAGAUCCUGGUCGAGAAUGGUCAGACUUAUCUCUUUCUCCACUGGCCUGAACCAGGCGUCUCUGACAAAGAGAAACUAAGUUUCUUCGAACAGAUUGCUCGCUUAAACUCGAGCUAUCCUGGGGGAUUAGCAGCAUACAUUAAGACUGCGAAAGAGCUUCUCGCAGAUUCGAAAAUAGGGAAGAACCCAUACGCUGGUUUCUCUCCUUCUGUCCCUUCAGGAGAAAAUCUUACUUUUGGUAGUGAGAACUUCAUUGAAAUGGAGAAAAGAGGUGUCGUCGAAGCUAAGAAAGCUGCUUUUGUUCUUGUUGCUGGUGGGCUUGGCGAGCGUCUUGGUUACAAUGGAAUCAAGGUGGCACUUCCAAGGGAGACAACAACAGGGACAUGCUUCUUGCAACACUACAUUGAAUCUAUAUUGGCUCUUCAAGAAGCUAGCCACAAGGUCGCUUCUGAUGGAAGUGAAGGAGAUAUUCCUUUCAUUAUCAUGACAUCUGAUGAUACACAUUCACGUACACAAGAAUUGUUAGAGUCAAGCUCUUAUUUCGGGAUGAAACCUACUCAAGUACAUCUUCUAAAACAGGAAAAAGUUGCUUGUCUUGAUGAUAAUGAUGCUAGACUUGCAUUAGACCCUAACAACAAAUACAAGAUCCAGACAAAACCGCAUGGACACGGCGAUGUACAUUCGCUUCUUUAUUCCAGUGGUCUUCUUGAUAAAUGGCUUGAUACUGGUUUAAAAUGGGUUUUGUUUUUCCAAGAUACAAAUGGACUUCUCUUCAAUGCAAUUCCAGCUUCUUUGGGUGUGAGUGCGACCAAACAGUAUCAUGUUAACUCUCUCGCUGUUCCUCGCAAAGCUAAAGAAGCUAUCGGAGGAAUCACUAAACUCACUCACGAUGAUGGCAGAUCUAUGGUGAUCAAUGUUGAGUACAACCAACUUGAUCCACUACUUAGAGCAUCUGGAUUCCCUGAUGGUGAUGUUAACUGUGACACAGGCUAUUCUCCUUUCCCUGGAAAUAUUAAUCAACUGAUUCUUGAACUUGGUCCAUACAAAGAAGAGUUGCAGAAAACUGGAGGGGCCAUUAAGGAGUUUGUUAAUCCAAAAUACAAGGAUAGCACCAAGACAUCAUUCAAAUCGUCAACUCGUCUAGAGUGUAUGAUGCAAGAUUAUCCAAAGACAUUGCCACCAACAGCACGCGUUGGAUUCACUGUGAUGGAUAUAUGGCUUGCUUAUGCACCUGUCAAGAAUAAUCCCGAGGAUGCUGCUAAGGUACCAAAGGGAAACCCAUAUCACAGUGCAACUUCUGGAGAAAUGGCUAUUUAUCGUGCUAACAGCCUUAUUCUUCAAAAGGCUGGUGUGAAAGUGGGAGAGCCUGUGAAGCAAAUCUUGAACGGGCAAGAAGUUGAAGUAUGGCCUCGUAUCACAUGGAAAUCCAAAUGGGGGAUGAUCUUCUCCGAUAUCAAGACGAAAGUAGGAGGGAACAGCGAGGUCUCUCGGAGAUCGACAAUGGCUAUAAUGGGUCGUAAUGUGUUUAUUGAAGAUCUCUCCUUGGACGGUGCUCUUAUUGUAGAUUCCAUUGAUGAUGCAGAGGUAAAACUUGGAGGUUUGGUCAAGAACAAUGGUUGGAUUAUGGAAAAUGUAGAUUACAAAGACACAUCUGUUCCAGAGGAAAUAAGAAUCAGAGGUUUUAGAUUCAACAAAGUGGAGCAACUCGAGAAGGAGUUCACUCAACCUGGACACUUUACUUUGGAGGGUUAA
This is a messenger RNA of Thlaspi arvense, 1854 nucleotides long. NCBI's taxonomy places the organism in Eukaryota, Viridiplantae, Streptophyta, Magnoliopsida, Brassicales, Brassicaceae. The record is from the annotation of a GenBank genome assembly.